AUGACGGAGUUUAACCUCAGGAAGCAGCGCGGGGACGGCGCCGCCAUUUUGCGGCGCGCUUUACCCCCGGGGGGUGCUAAUUACCCCCGGGGGGUGCUAAUUCCCGCAGGGGCCCCCCCGGACCUGCCCUACUCGGUGCGGCGCUCGCGGCUGCACAACCUGCCCGUGUACCUGGGGCUGCGGCAGGGCCGGCGCCUCACGGAGCUGCGCCGCAUCCACGGCGACAUCUGGGCGCUGGAGCGGGACCUGAGGGCGUUCCUGGGCUCGCUGGGGGUCCCCGAGGUGGCGGCGCAGGUGAACGAGGUGACGGGGACGCUGCGGCUCAGGGGGCACUGGGGGCCGCAGCUGCGGCAGUGGCUGCUCCAGAGGGGCUUCUAGAGACCCCCAGAGCCGCGGGGGACCCCCACAUCGGCACGGGGGGACCCCCACAUCGGCACGGGGGACCUCCACAUCGGCACGGGGGGACCCCGAGUCUGCAAGGGAUCGGCUGUGGGAGCAGCUGGAGCAGCACGGAAUGGAGCCCGGGCAGCGAAACGUCUGCUGGGGGCACCCCAAAAUCUACCUGGGCACCCCAAAAUCCACCUGGGCACCCCAAAAUCCACGUGGAGCACCCCAAAAUCUGUUUGAGGAACCUUCAAAAUCCACCUGGAGCACCUCAAAAUCCAUUUGGGGCACCUCCAGAUCCACCUGAGGACAUGCAAAUCCACCUGGAGCACCCCAAAAUCCGUUUGGAGGACAUGCAAAUCCACCUGGAGCACCCCAAAAUCUGUUGGGAGCAGCUCAAAAUUGAGAAGGAAGCUUGGAAUCCACAUGGGCACCUCUGAAUUCACCUGGAGCACCCCAAAAUCUGUUGGGAGCAGCUCAAAAUUCAGAAAGAGGCUUGGAAUCCACCUGGGCACCUCUGAAUUCACCUGGAACACCCCAAAAUCCGUUUGGGGCACCUCCAGAUCCACUGGAGCACCCCAAAACGUGCCUGGAAUCUGCUGUGGACAGCCCCAAAUCCCUCUUGGAGCACCCCAAAAUCUGUUGGGGGUGCCUCAGAAUCCACGCUGGGAUCCCAAAAUCCACCUGGACCACCCCAAAAAUCCUUGGGGGGAACCCCAAAAUCCACCCUGGGGUACCCCAAAACCUGCUGGGAGCCCCCAGAACCGGACGAAAGCCCCCCGAAAUCAAAUAAAACCCCCCCAAAAACCAACCAA
This is a messenger RNA of Pyrgilauda ruficollis (rufous-necked snowfinch), 1199 nucleotides long. RefSeq names its product mitochondrial ribosomal protein L49 (gene MRPL49). Lineage: Eukaryota; Metazoa; Chordata; Aves; Passeriformes; Passeridae. The record is from RefSeq and is a predicted model, not a curated record. Gene Ontology annotation, cellular component: ribosome; mitochondrial large ribosomal subunit. The coding region runs from base 1 to 378 and encodes 125 amino acids. Gene Ontology annotation, biological process: translation. Gene Ontology annotation, molecular function: structural constituent of ribosome. The transcript is spliced from 3 exons.